Messenger RNA from Gilbertella persicaria, 1620 nucleotides. RefSeq lists its product as uncharacterized. Lineage: Eukaryota; Fungi; Mucoromycota; Mucoromycetes; Mucorales; Choanephoraceae. The record is from RefSeq and is a predicted model, not a curated record. The transcript is spliced from 2 exons. Gene Ontology annotation, cellular component: mating projection tip. Bases 1 to 1620 code for a protein of 539 amino acids.
AUGCUCAGUGUGUAUGAAGAGUAUGCUACAGUCUGGCUUCAAAUGAGUACAGUCGUACUAUUGACCAUAAUUACAAAUCUGUUUUAUAUGAUGAACCAGAUUUCCAUCAGUAUGGAAGGCCCCAAGCUAAAGAUAGCCAAUGCGUGUGACAUGAUGAGUACAACAUCUGCGCAGGUAUACAAUAUACCACAUGUUUUAUUGCAAUCUACUAUUCAAAACAUUUACACAACAAAAGAGAAUACACGCCGGACCUUUAUUAUGGCUGUCAAUGUGGUCGAGAAUUGUAUUGUUUGGGUUAUCGGGUCAUACAGGUCCAUGUACCGAUGUCUUCUGGGUGUAACACUGCAUGCAGUAUUCGAACUGAUCAAACAAAUUGUCGGACCUGUUGACAAGAUUACAGCAGGCAUUACUUCAUUUCUUCAUCUGGAUGAUAUGACUUCCAAUAGUAUUCAAUGGACUCAGACUUUGAAUGAUACACAAGCCAAAAUCGAUGCCUUCUUUGAAAAUGAUGAUACCCUGAUACGCCAAAUCAUCGAUAAACCAUUUGGUUUAUUGCAAACUCAGAUAAACACCACUUUUAGUGCCUGGAAUCCACCCAAUUUCCGUCUCAACUCAGUCUCAAAGAACGUAUCCACCUUGGAUUUAUUACAGCAGCCCUGUUCUACCAAUAGCUUAGGUGAGUCGUUGGAGAAUAUCGAAUACCAGUUGACCCGGUAUGUUUAUAUUUUGAUUGGUGUGCUUUUUGGACUCUUGCUUGUUUGUGUCCUGGUUCAUUUGUCGGCUAUUCGUUUCCAGCAGCAGCAAGUUGCACAAGCGCGUACAACUUUCCUUCAUCUUAUUCGAGAACGUCACCAAAAAGACCACAACAAAUUACUUGAAGAAUAUACUUGGUAUGCGACUACUCCUUUUGCUUAUUUGAUACCAUGGAAAAAGUUUAAAAGGCCCCUGAAUCGAUUGUUGAUGUUUAUGAAUCAUCCUGUUUCUGUUUAUUGUCUUUUGGUGGGACUUUGUGGGCUGAUCAUGACUUGGCUCUUGGCAUGGUUACUCACAAGUAAAAGCCAGCAGGCUUAUUUAGAGUUUCAAGACCAAGUACAACAAUGGACACUCAAUACGACAUCACGAUGGUCUACUGAAACACAGCAACAGAUUGACAGCAUGAAUACCUGGAUUAACCAAACAGAACACAAUCUAAACAACGAUGCUUUUGGAGUUAUAAGAUACUCGGCCAUUGCCUUAAAUGGCACAUUAAGCAACGUGGUAAAUCAAAUUCAAGGUAUUAUUCAUACUGUGUUAGGUGGUACAAUUCUUGAAGCCUCUGCGCAACAACUAGCCCACUGUUUAUUAAUAAACAAGAUUGAACAUGUAGAACAGGGACUGACAUGGAUUGUAAAAAACACCUAUAUUCACUUGACAAGAGUUGAUUUUUCAGGCACAUCUUCUCUUAGCGACAAGUUACUCGAGAGCUCAAAUAAUUACUUUACGCUUGGAGAGACUCAUUCAUUUGGGAUGGUCGACCAACUUCAUAACUUGACAAGGUUUUAUUACAUGUUGAUCAUUCUGUGGUGUAUUCAUUUAUCUAUUGGCUUAUGCUUUCAAAUCAAGUACUACUUUUUUCAAUAA